This is a messenger RNA of Tinamus guttatus (white-throated tinamou), 1222 nucleotides long. The record is from RefSeq and is a predicted model, not a curated record. NCBI's taxonomy places the organism in Eukaryota, Metazoa, Chordata, Aves, Tinamiformes, Tinamidae.
AUGAGUCCAUAUGGCAGCCCCUCAACAUACGGCCUCCACCAGGUUAAACUUAUUGGUACCACAAUGCUAAAGAGAGCAGCACAAAUAUAUUGUAGUUCUCUGAUCGAUCAUCCUAAUAAAUUUCAAGAGGCCACAGAUGUGUCUCCUGUCUCUCCACAGCUCGUGUCUGCUCUGCACAAUCUCACCAGGCACGUGGUGUACCGGGGCCUGACAAAGCCAGAAGAUAUUCUUGCUCUCUUUCCAGAAAAUUUCCACCAAAACCUGAAAAAUCUUUUAACCAAAAUUAUCUUGGAGAAUGUGUCUGCUUGGAGAAAUGAAGCACAAGCAAGUCAGAUCUCCCUGCCUCGCCUAGUUGACAUGGACUGGAGGGUGGACAUCAAGACCUCGUCAGACAACAUCAGCAGAAUGGCAGUCCCUACUUGCCUGCUACAGUUGAAGAUUCAGGAAGAUGCUGCCUUAUGUGGAAAUAAUCCUGUUGUUUCUGCAGUGACUGUGGAACUGAGUAAAGAAACCCUGGACACUAUGUUGGAAGGUCUGGGAAGGAUCCGGGACCAGCUUUCUGCUGUUGCAAACAAGUGAAUACCAGAGGGCAUGAAUUUCAGCUGCCAGAAAGGACAUUAUUCUCCACCUACAGCUCUGAUAAGUUGCAGCCCAGUGUACUAUGCUUUCUCUCUUAAACAAAAUUAAAGAGAUUUCUUUAAGUUAAUGAAGAUAGCUUUUGAAAAGCUAAAACUUAAACAUGCACUUGGUCUGGUACCAAAAACUGUUUUCCUAAUGUUGCUGAACAAAACCUCUUCUCCAUUUUAGAGAAGGAUUUAAGGGCUGAGAGCCUGGCUUAAUCACAAGGGUAGUAAUGGGAAAUGGCAAAUAGCUACAGCCAAUGAAGCGAGUCCUAUCUUCCUGCCCUGGAAUUAGGAUCUAAAAGGCUCAGCCUGGCUAAUAGGCUGCCUUCCAGCAUUAGCAGCCAAGGAGGGUGCUUCUUUCUGAAACAUGCAUGUACUGAGGCAUAUGCUGGAUGUAGCACACUCUCCCUCCUAACGAAGCACAGCCAUGCUGCAGAUUGUUAUUACAGGAUAAUGAUUUGAAAUAGGGCAAUUUUGCUCCAACGAAUCCCCUUUCGAUCAGCUUCAUAGCACCAUUUGCAAAAUGACUACUCUGAGCAUCUUAAGCAGCUAGUAAUUUCCUCCUCCUGUUUGAAAAGAAAAGGUUAGAUCAUUUGUGU